AUGGAAAAUGAAAUUGUUUUAAGCGAAAAAUUAGAAGAACUUAAAAAUUUAAUAUAUGUGGAUGAUACACCUUUCAAACAUUUAGAUUUCGUGAAAGUUCCUUGUAUUCCAUGUUGUGUCUUACCCGGUUUGUCAUUCUUAAGCAAUCGAGCUCUGGAGGAAUGCAAAAACGGAUAUAGAAAAGAUGAAAUAAAUGAAAGCGAUGAGAUACUCAUUGAAUAUUUUUACGCAAAGCGAUUACAAAAAAACAGUUUAGUAAAAAUAAAAUUUCCUGAGUGUUACGAAAUGGCUGGAGCUCUUUUGUCUGACGCCACAGCAGCAUGCGUUGGAAGCUUAACUCAUCUUUACUUCGAAUUAGGGAACGAACUAUGUGAAAUAUUACCAGAAAACGAAUGGCCCGUUGAAAAGUUAGAAGAGUUAUUAAUGAUAGCAGAAUUAAGAAGAAGAAUCUAUUUAAUCAAACAUAAUGAUCAAGUAGAUCAAACCUAUUUGGAAGGAAUGACUUUCAUGGAAAGGAAAAUGUUUAAUUCAUUUUCCAUGGGAACGGAUUUGGACAAACAAAAAGCUACAUCAAAUAGGCAAAUUUUUAGUUUUUUCGAGUUUGAUUUAUAA
Messenger RNA from Plasmodium malariae, 612 nucleotides. Its product is annotated as conserved Plasmodium protein, unknown function. The record is from RefSeq and is a predicted model, not a curated record. Gene Ontology annotation, biological process: mitotic DNA replication initiation. Lineage: Eukaryota; Apicomplexa; Aconoidasida; Haemosporida; Plasmodiidae. Bases 1 to 612 code for a protein of 203 amino acids. Gene Ontology annotation, cellular component: GINS complex. The transcript is spliced from 5 exons.